GCCCUUGGCCAUUUGAGUGCUGACUCUGACGGCGACAAGUUCUGAGCAAAAUGCACAUCACCUUCGAGAUCCUGAGUUUUUUGUUGCUUCCCAUCUUGCUGGCCAGAGGCGAGAUCCAGUGGAAUGAGGACUGUAACUUUGAGCAGUCGAUUGAUUUGGGAGCUUCGUUUUAUUUUAGAAGUCCCAAUUAUCCCGCCCAAUACCAACCCGAAACCAAUUGCAAGCUCAAAGCAGCAACCAAUUGGGCUAAUAACCAGCUGGAACUAAAGUGCAACAUCGACAUACCAAAGGAUAAAAAGGGCUGCAUCAAUCACCGAAUGGUUGUGAUCACCUUCGUGGAUUCAGUUGAAAACCCCAAAAGCACUCGCGUUUACUGCGGAAAAAGGGAAUUCACCGAAACAAUUUUGGAUCCAAAAAAAUAUGCGCAAAUGUACGUCGAAUUCACCUCCAAUGGCAAUAAAACGGGCAAAUUUGCGUGCACAGUUUCUAAUAAAGGAGUCAAAUAAAAUUAA
Messenger RNA from Drosophila pseudoobscura, 512 nucleotides. RefSeq lists its product as uncharacterized. Lineage: Eukaryota; Metazoa; Arthropoda; Insecta; Diptera; Drosophilidae. Bases 51 to 506 code for a protein of 151 amino acids. The record is from RefSeq and is a predicted model, not a curated record. The transcript is spliced from 2 exons.